Drosophila grimshawi is the source of this 1319-nucleotide messenger RNA. Its product is annotated as ELMO domain-containing protein 2. The transcript has 3 exons. NCBI's taxonomy places the organism in Eukaryota, Metazoa, Arthropoda, Insecta, Diptera, Drosophilidae. Bases 183 to 1133 code for a protein of 316 amino acids. Gene Ontology annotation, molecular function: GTPase activator activity. The record is from RefSeq and is a predicted model, not a curated record.
UUACAGCACUACCACCAGAAGAAAUUCUAUUAACAAAAAAAAAUAAAAGCAUUUCUCGUUGGUAUACUUGGAAUUGUAUUUAUUGCAUUAAUAGAACAACUUUAGGAAACCAUGACAACGCUGUGCUAAGCAAAAGUGAAACAUUCGAUUUGAUCAGAGAAAGAAAAAGUGUCAAUUGCAAAAUGUUUAUUUUGGACAAAAUACUGCCGUUUAUAUUUAGCUAUAUACGACCAUGUAUCAAAUGGUUCCUGCACGUCUUCACCCGCCUUUCCGAGCUGCAACGCAUCUGCUAUGGGGCAAGAGCGGGCGCGCCGCGAUGCCGCCAAAUCGAGGCAUCCUUGAUGCAAUCGAAUCAGCCCGAAAUCAAGGGAUUGCUCCUCGAACUAGACGAGGGAGCGCCCUAUGCCACAGACAGAGAGCUGCUCUACUUCGCACCCCGAGCCGUUCACAUCGUGUCCCGCGUGAAGCGCAUCAAGAGCAAUGUGCAUCCGGAUUUUGGGCGGCUUUUUGGUAAUUGUGUGACGACCAUUUGGGGCUAUCAGCGCCUCAUGCAUCAGGUGGAGGAACUGCGCUCCGAGGCCUACGACUCGGAGAAUCUGGAACAUGAGCAGAAGCUGCUACAAUUGUGGCAACUCCUAAUGCCGGAAACCCCGCUAACGGGUCGCAUUUCCAAGCAGUGGCAAGAGAUCGGUUUCCAGGGCGAUGAUCCCAAGACCGAUUUCCGUGGCAUGGGCAUGCUGGGCCUGGACAAUCUCUUGUAUUUCGCGAGCGCCUACAACGAUGCAGCGAAGCAUGUUCUGCUACACUCGAUGCAUCCAACACUAGGCUACACCUAUGCCAUUGUGGGCAUCAAUCUCACCGCCCUGGCAUACAAUCUGCUGCGCACGGGUGCGGCGAAGACGCACUUCUACAAUCAGGUGGCGCAGCACAAGCAGAGCUUCAGCACCCUGGAGGAUUUCCACAAGCUGUAUUGCUAUCUGUUCUUUGAGUUCGAUCGCUUCUGGAUGGAGAGCUCGCCAAGGAAUAUUAUGGACUUCCGGGAGGUGUAUCAGGCCUUCGAGAUCACCAAACUGGAGGCGCUGCACAAUGAGAGCACAAUAUUCAAAACGAAUUUGGUUGUUGAGUCCGUCUAAUUAUAAUUAUUAAUAUUAUCGUAAUUGUGAUUUAGAAUUGAUUUUGGUUUUUUUAUAAAUGCAGAUUUGAUGCGUUUAUUUGAGAGAGCUAUAUUAUAUAUAUAGUAUAUAUAUGUAUGUAUGUAUGUAUGUUUAAUAUGUAUAUUUUAUAUAUUAUAAAAGCAACUAAAAAUGAAAUAUAUAUAU